AUGGGCUUGUUUCUUAAUCUAAGGUCAAGUAUAAAGGAAAAAGCCAUGGACAAUGGACUAGGCUUGCCCAUUUCAAGGAACGGUAGCUCGAAUAAUAUCAAAAAUAAACGCUCACAACAUGACUUUAAGUCAUUAAAGGGCAAAUAUAGGUACCAAUCACGGUCCACGUUAUCUAAAUUACAGCUUUCAGUGAGCUUCAUAUCCAUCAUUAUUAUCACUGUUUUGUCGUUAUAUCUGUUAAUUUCGCGUCUUGCAGGAUUGAACGUCAAUGUAUCCUUACGAGAUGGGAAAUCGUUGCUGAGCCCCUCGGAAUCGUCGGAAAACUACAAGACGAUAGACCUGGAAGACGAAGAAUACUAUAACUACGAUUUCGAAGAUAUUGAUCCUGAAGUGAUAUCAAAAUUUGAUGGUGGUGAGCAGCAUUACCUGAUAUCCCAGUUUGGUUCAGAAGUCUUACCACCCGAAAAUGAAGAAGAGUAUCAAAAGGAACUGAACAUGCUCUUGGAUUCUACCGUUGAGAAGUAUGAUUUAUCGGAUUUUGAAGGCGCUCCAAAUGGAUUAGAAACACGUGAUCAUAUUCUUUUAUGCAUCCCACUAAGAAACGCAGCUGAUGUAUUACCCUUGAUGUUCAAGCAUUUAAUGAACUUAACUUACCCACACGAACUGAUUGACUUGGCGUUUUUGGUCAGCGACUGUUCUGAGGGUGAUACUACAUUGGAUGCGUUAAUAGCGUACUCGAGACAAUUGCAAAAUGGGACGUUAUCUCAGAUUUUCCAAGAUAUUGAUGCAAUCAUUGAUUCGCAAACUAAAGGUACCGAUAAAUUGUAUCUCAAAUAUAUGGACGAAGAUUAUAUUAAUCGCGUUCAUCAGGCAUUCUCACCACCUUUCCAUGAUAAUUAUGACAAGCCGUUUAGAUCAGUCCAGAUUUUUCAAAAGGACUUUGGUCAAGUAAUUGGCCAAGGCUUCAGUGACAGACAUGCUGUCAAAGUUCAAGGUAUAAGAAGAAAAUUAAUGGGAAGGGCAAGAAACUGGUUGACUGCUAAUGCUUUAAAACCAUAUCAUUCAUGGGUUUAUUGGAGAGAUGCCGAUGUAGAGCUUUGCCCCGGGUCAGUCAUUGAAGACUUGAUGAGCAAAAACUAUGAUGUUGUUGUUCCUAACGUUUGGAGACCACUGCCUACAUUUCUGAAUAGUGAGCAAGCAUACGAUUUGAAUUCUUGGAUGGAAUCUCGGGAAGCUUUGGAAUUGGCAAAGACACUUGACGAAGACGACGUCAUUGUGGAGGGUUAUGCAGAAUAUCCAACAUGGAGGGUCCAUUUAGCCUACAUCAGAGAUGCGGAAGGUAAUCCAAAUGAAGUGGUUGAUUUGGACGGUGUUGGAGGCGUGUCUAUCUUGGCAAAGGCGAAAAUAUUCAGAAAUGGUGUACAGUUUCCUGCGUUCACUUUUGAAAAUCACGCUGAGACGGAAGCAUUUGGUAAAAUGGCAAAGAAAAUGGGGUACAGAGUCGGUGGUUUGCCGCAUUAUACUAUUUGGCAUAUAUAUGAACCAAGUGACGAUGAUUUGAAAGAAAUUGCCACGAGGGAAAGGGAGAAGAGAAGAGAAGAGAAUCAGGACGAGUCAUGA
Saccharomyces kudriavzevii IFO 1802 is the source of this 1620-nucleotide messenger RNA. RefSeq names its product Van1p (gene VAN1). Gene Ontology annotation, cellular component: mannan polymerase complex. The transcript has a single exon. Lineage: Eukaryota; Fungi; Ascomycota; Saccharomycetes; Saccharomycetales; Saccharomycetaceae. Gene Ontology annotation, molecular function: alpha-1,6-mannosyltransferase activity. The record is from RefSeq and is a predicted model, not a curated record. The coding region runs from base 1 to 1620 and encodes 539 amino acids. Gene Ontology annotation, biological process: cell wall mannoprotein biosynthetic process; protein N-linked glycosylation.